Messenger RNA from Lathyrus sativus (Indian pea), 1113 nucleotides. The record is from the annotation of a GenBank genome assembly. Lineage: Eukaryota; Viridiplantae; Streptophyta; Magnoliopsida; Fabales; Fabaceae.
AUGGCAGAAGAAAAGAAACCAGAGACAAAAGAUAGAAAGAUGAAUAAAAUUCUUCUCAUAAUUAACUGUUUAUUAUUAGCCUUAGGAAACUCCGGUGGUCCCCUCAUAAUGCGUCUCUACUUCAUCCACGGCGGCCACCGCGUCUGGCUCUCCAGUUUCCUCGAAACCGCCGGCUUCCCUAUAAUGAUCCUCCCCCUCACAAUCUCAUACAUCAACCGCCGCCGUAUCCACCAAAAUCCACCACCAUCAACCACCGCCCAACCGGCUGCAAAGCUAAAAAUAAUCUCCAUGAGACCUCCUCUUUUCUUCGCGGUAGCUUUCGUCGGGAUCCUCACCGGCCUCGACGACUAUCUCUACGCGUACGGCGUUGCUCGGCUUCCAAUUUCCACUUCCGCGUUAAUAAUAGCUUCUCAGCUUGGUUUCACCGCGGUUUUCGCUUUUCUGCUUGUGAAACAGAAAUUCACUGCUUUCUCUAUAAACGCCGUCGUUUUGCUUACCGUUGGAGCUGGGGUUUUGGCUAUGCAUACCUCUGGAGAUCGACCUGCUGGCGUUUCUACGAAGCAAUAUGUUAUCGGUUUUCUCACUACUCUGGCUGCUUCUGCAUUAUAUGGAUUUAUUUUGCCUUCAGUUGAAUUGAUUUAUAAGAAAACCAAACAAAACCUUACUUAUUCUCUUGUUAUGGAAAUUCAGUUCGUUAUGUGUUUAUUUGCUACUCUCUUCUGUGCAGUCGGAAUGAUCGCAAAUAACGACUUUAAGGUGAUUCCGAGGGAGGCCAGGAAUUUUGAAUUAGGGGAAAGGACUUACUAUGUGGUGUUGGUGAUGAGUGCAAUGUUAUGGCAAGCGUUUUUCUUGGGAGCAAUUGGUGUUAUUUUUUGUGGUUCAUCUUUAUUGUCGGGUAUUUUGAUUGCUGUUUUUUUGCCCGUGACUGAAGUGUUGGCGGUAAUUUUUUAUAAAGAGAGAUUUCAAGCUGAGAAAGGGGUUUCUCUUGUACUUUCUCUUUGGGGUUUUGUGUCUUAUUUCUAUGGUGAGAUUAAACAAGAUAAGGAAAAGAAGAAGAAACGUGCUAUGGAGACAGAGAUGGGGCAUAGUCUUGAAGUACUACCUGCUCCAUGA